Molecule: messenger RNA, 4088 nt
Organism: Labeo rohita (rohu)
Lineage: Eukaryota; Metazoa; Chordata; Actinopteri; Cypriniformes; Cyprinidae
Gene: nfrkb
Product: nuclear factor related to kappaB binding protein
Cellular component (GO): Ino80 complex
Molecular function (GO): protease binding
Source: RefSeq, a predicted model, not a curated record
CGGAAGUUCAGAUGACAGACCGGAAAUGUGCACCAAUGUUAUUAUUCCUACCGCUCUUGUGCGGAGCUAGCUAACAUAUUCAUUCCUAAUUUCCACCAACAUUCAUGAUACUGUCUGUGCUGCUGUGAAGGGUUAGGUAAAGAUGGAUGCAUUGGAUCACAUGUUAACAGACCCACUAGAGUCUGGGAUGGACCAGGAUGGACGUGUGAUGGAAGAAUGCAUGUUGGGAAACUGUAGAGUUCGGGUUCCUGAAGAUUUGCUGGAGGACCCAGAGAUAUUCUUCUCAGUGUUAAGUGAAAGUACAUGGACAGAUGUGCUCACAGACGCUCAACGGACACAUCUUCGUCAACUCCUGCCUCAGUUCUCAGAUAAUAACAUCUCAGAACAGAACAACAUCAUCAGCGACCUUUUCAACAACCAGAAUUUCUUCUUCGGAAACCCCUUGCACAUUGCCCAGAAGCUGUUCAGAGAUGGUUACUUUAACCCAGAGGUGGUCAAGUACAGACAACUUUGUGCCAAAUCGCAGAAAAAAAGGCACAUCUACUCCCUUCAACAAUACUACCACAAAUUACUCAAGCAGAUCCUGGUUUCUAGAAAGGAGUUGCUGGAUUUGGCGGUCCGCAGUGGACCUGAGCUUGCGGUAAAACGGCGGUACCCUGUCCCCUCUCAUAAGGAAAUGCUAGAGCAGAGGGUGAGACGUCGAGUGGGUCACAUACUGAAGGAUGUGAAAACGGAGUGUGGGGACAGUAACGUGUCAUCUGAUGAAGAUGAUACAGCCUCUUGGUUGCCUGUUCCUCAGUCGCCCUCCUCCCCAACUCCAACUGUCUCUCUCAGGGUGCUACCCAGCCUUUCUACUCAGGACAUGAAAACCAGAGACAAGCCUGAGCUGGGUGAGAAAGAGCUAAGAGCGAUGCUGCACAGACACAGAGAGAAAAGAAAACGACAGCCAGAUCACCCUGACCUGAUGACCUCUGACCUCCAUCUUGGUGAUAUUAUGUCACGAGUCAACAUUGGCAGAAAAGGAUCUGUUACAACCGUCUUUGACCUGGCUUUACCUAAGAAGAAGAUAAAGGAGGAGAGGAGGAAGAAAAAGAUGCGGCCUAUAAAAAUGGAGUCCGAGGAGGUCUGCGAUGUUCAGAUGUCGGCAGCUUCUGUGAACCCAGGUCUUGCCGAUGUCCCCGUUGUUCCUCCACAAAGCGUUAAAGAAGAGCCCAUGGAUGAGUCCCAGACGAGCCCUGACACAGUGGAAGAGAUAGCUAUGAGCUUUUUUUCAUUGCUUGAGGACAUCCUCAGACUGGAAAGUCUAGCAACAUCCUCUGUGGUGGAGGAGAAGGUCCAACAGUGGCAGUCGUCACCGGCCAGCACACUCAAUCCCUGGUUCUCUAUGGCCCCCUGCUGGUCAGAAUUGGCUGUGCCUGCUCUACAGUUUCUUGCUGGAGAGAGCAAAAUUGGUGUAAUGGCUCUGCCUACUGGCUUCGUACCUUUUGUGGAGUUCAAGGAACUUUCCCAGCAAUGGAAAUGGAUAGGUCCAAGUCAGGAGGGAGACAAAGAUCUAAGUGCCCUGUGCCAGUUAUGGCUGGAGUCAAAGGAUCAUGUGAUUGUCAAGCAAGAGGGAGAAGAAACCGCAGAGCUCACUCCUCCAACACCCAGAGUGUGGACUGACUAUGUAGUGAGACCUAGUACAGGAGAGGAAAGGCAUGUUUUUCAAGAGCAGGAGCAGCAGCGUUAUGAUCAGCCGCAUAAAGCCUUCACUUACCGAAUGCACGGCUUUGAGUCUGUGGUGGGACCAGUCAAGGGAGUUUUUGACAAGGAGACAUCGCUCAAUAAAGCACGAGAGCAUUCUUUACUACUGCGCUCCGACAGACCGGCCUAUGUCACCAUACUAUCUCUUGUGCGAGAUGCUGCUGCCAGGCUUCCUAACGGAGAAGGUACUAGAGCUGAGAUUUGUGAGUUACUCAAAGACUCCCAGUUCUUAGCCCCAGAUGUCACCAGCGCUCAGGUAAACACAGUGGUGAGCGGUGCCCUCGACCGCCUGCACUAUGAGAAAGACCCUUGUGUGAAAUACGACAUUGGCCGCAAGCUGUGGAUCUACCUUCACAGGGACCGGAGCCAGGAAGAGUUUGAGCGAAUACACCAGGCCCAGGCUGCAGCUGCAAAAGCCAAGAAAGCUCUGCAGCAGAAGCCUAAACCAGCACCCAAACCUAAGGCAGGUGGCAAAGAGCCAGGAAGUAAGAACGGAGCUACAGAGGCUGGUCAGAGCUCAGGGAGUGAAGGAGUAGCGAUUGCAACAGCCACUUUGUCUCAACCUCCUACUACCCCCACACCAAGCACACCUGGAACCCCUAAAUCACCACUCCCUCCCACAGCAGCUACUCCAACCAAAGUAGGCGCCCCAGAACCCGUCAAAAGCAAUCCCAGUGUCCUGUUGGUGUCUCCUCCUUCCAUGCCUCAGUUAGGAACGCUGCUAUCUGCCAGUCAGCCUAAUCCACAGGUUUCCCAGCAGGCCUCUACGCAGCCUGCAACUCGGGUAGUGGCACACUCUGCUGCCACUGGCUCUCUGCCUCAGGUGCGAGUUGUCACCGCCCAGCCUGGUCUUCAAACAUCCUCUGCGGGACAGGCAGCCACGUUAGUGCAUCAGAGCCCUCACCACAUCAGAGUGCCUGUCACUGUGGCCCACGGAAAGAACAUCACGCAGGCGGUGGUGUCUCUGCCACUAAGAGGCCAGUCUGCAGGAAGUCCCAUACAGGUGCAGGCUUCAAGGGGUCAGGCCAGUCUUACGGUUCCAGGUCUUGCCUCUGCAGUCACAGUAACUAAACCUCAGACAAGCUCCCCUGCCAGUCCGGCACACAACCCAACGUCACCUGCAGUAUUGCAGGGUGUCAGCAGCCAGAAUAUUAUCAAACAGGUUGCAAUCACUGGUCAGUUAGGUGUAAAGACCCAGAGUGGAGCAGGGAUCCCUCUCACUGCCACUAACCUUCGCAUUCAAGGGAAGGAUGUACUCCGCUUGCCCCCUUCCUCAAUCACGACUGACGCCAAAGGUCAGACAGUACUUCGCAUCACUCCGGACAUGAUGGCCACCCUCACUAAAUCUCCAGUGGCCACUGUGAAACUCACUCCAGACAUGCUGAGCAGUGCCACAAGCUCAGGCAGCAAGAGCAUCUCUGCUACAUUACAUGUGUCUCCACCCCAGCCAUCACCUCCUGCAUCGAACACCGCUGCCUCUGCCACAGCUGAGAACUUAGGUGCCAAAGCACCAACCACCCUAGUGAAGGUUCACCCGGAGCUGAAGGCCGCCUGUGAUACCGCCAUCCGCCUCAUGCCCGCCUUGGCCGUCACUAUGGCUGACCCCAAGGCCCGCACGUUCUCAACAGUCACCUCGUCCGAUUCUAAAGCAGGCACUACUAUUCGAAUAGUGCCAAACCUUGGGGUAAUCCCUCAGAAACAAGGUCAGACUGUCUCAAUCAGCACAACCACCACAAGUACAAAGCCUGUUACGGUUUCAUCAGGGGCGGCCACUGUUACCAUAGCCACCAGUGGAGUGGGAGGGGCCAAAGGCGUGACGCUGGGCCCUGCAGGCACAGGCUCUACACUUUCACUGGGCACUGCUGGGGCCACGGUCAGACAGGUGCCGGUCAGUGCUACUGUAGUAGCCACACAAGCAGGAAAACUUCCCACAAGGAUUACAGUGCCUCUAUCUGUCCUCAGCCAACCCUUGAAAAAUAAGAGUGUGGUCACUACUCCCAUUCUUAAAGGGAACUUAAGUACCAAUAUCAGCAGUCUGGGGAGGAACAUUAUCCUGACUACCAUGCCGGCAGGCACCAAGUUGAUUGCUGGGAACAAGCCUGUCAGCUUUGUAACUGCUCAACAGCUGCAGCAGCUACAGCAGCAGGGACAAGCCACCCAGGUUCGAAUCCAGACGGUACCGGCUCAGCAGCUACAGCGCACAGCCGCCAGUUCUCCGAAAUCCACAGUGUCGACAGUGGUGGUUUCUACCGCACCCUCGCCGAAGACAAACCCAGACCCUCAGUGAGACCUAUAAUAGUUAAAGGCCAUAGCUCUAGCCUCUUCAUAAACAUCAUAAAAAAGAA